ACCUGUCACCGUGACAUCUGCCACCGGCGGGAUCACCAGGGCCCAGCAUUGUCAGCCCCCUCAACCUGCUCACACAGCGUCACGAGACGCGACAGGUACGUGGAAGUUUCCAAGCCUCGUCUUACCAGUGCUAAGUCCAAGGCCCAAUCUGGACACAUCGUCCCGAAAUUUGUCCUCAAGGUCACAUCAGCCCCGAGCCAUUGGUUCCGUGAGUGCUGAUUGGCACCAGACACGUACACCAUGAGCACAUGUUACCACUGCCCCUAUUUUUCAUCGUCACGCCGCUUUGUACAUGUGUGUUUUCUGCAUUCCCGCCCUUGGUCAUGGUUCGGCACGUGGCAGUAAAUCACCUGCCUGCUCGAGCAGUAGUCAUUGCCCAGGCUUUUGGCAUUCACCAUUGUCAUUAGCCAUCGGCAGUCUGUCAAUCCCCAACACGUGGCAAAAGUCCACCGCCAUCUUGGCCAAUGGUCAUUGCUCCGUCUCGUGCAAGUACCGAUUGGUCUCACUAGUACUUAAACAAAAGUCCGUCGAGCGUUUCAACAAGCGCGUAUGCUCGCACAAACAACCUCAGAACAUCCCUUCACCCAUUGUCGACAUGGCGGGCCUACAGAAGUACAGCAAACGCGAGAUUGUCUUUGUGAUGUACCGCAUGAUCAACAAAGUGAGGAAUGAGGACAUCGUCAAGCAAUUCCACGCAGAGUUUGGCCGGCCAGAGUUCGACGAGACCCAAGUACGCUACAUGGGCAACAAGUACGGCGACGAUGUCAAGUAUGGAUCCCUGAAGAAGAAUUUCAGUGGCGCGGUUGCAGGGGAGUGCCCUUUGAAGUACGUCGAGAUGGCCCUAGCCAGAGGAUCUAAGACCGAAACCUCGCACUCAGCGAAGAAGAAGCGCACGUCUACCAAGAACACCAUAGCCUCUCUAUACGCCAAGGCCAUCCCCAAGAUUCGGCGCCUCAAGGAGACUCAACAAGCCAGCAAGGCAUCCGCUCUGAACUCCAUCUCUCUCUCGUCUCCUGUCCCACAGUCGUCACCCAAGACAGCGCCUGCGGAAAAAGAUAUCGAACCGGCUGUCGUUGGCACGAUGCACAUGAAACCUUUGGAGGACACCAGCGUACAGUUUCAACAUCUACCCGAUCCACUGCUCGACGCUCCUGCCAUCCCUCUCGAGCCGAUGCCAUACUUGGACUUCGACGCCGCGCCAACCUUUCCAGAUCCUCUGACGGACCUCAAUAAAGCGCCACCGCCUUAUCAGCAGCAGUCUACGUUUCUCGAGCCAUACCAGUUCCCAGUGGUGGAUGCAGACCAAUUCGUCGUGCCGGACACAAUUGAACACUUUCCCCAACCAUGGGUGUCGCCGACGCUGCAUGAAGGCCACCAGCCAAUUCCUCCGCUGCCAACCGCCUAUCAGCCUCCUGUUCCGCAGCACAAUGACAGCUACUAUUACAAAGAGGACGAUAGCUUCUUUGCGAUGCCUCAGCCAGACUUCGUGGAUUUUGCAGACCCUGGACUCCCGUGGUCGCAGCCCGAUUACAUGGGACACGAUUUUGGAUUCGGCAUGGGCGUCCAGCCACACGGCGGAUCGUAUCUGUCUGUGACGGAAUAGGCGGUGCCUGAAUGCAGUGGAGUCAACGGAGGUGCUGUUGAGUUUUGGGGAUGCUGUUGCUCGCAUGACGGGGAGCAGGACGUGGACGCUCGAUGUUUGGAGCUGCUGCAAUGGAAGUGCCGAGACCAGCUAGCUUUUUUCGUAUGGUCUUUUUUGGUGUUCA
This is a messenger RNA of Emericellopsis atlantica, 1766 nucleotides long. RefSeq lists its product as uncharacterized. NCBI's taxonomy places the organism in Eukaryota, Fungi, Ascomycota, Sordariomycetes, Hypocreales, Bionectriaceae. The record is from RefSeq and is a predicted model, not a curated record. Bases 293 to 1603 code for a protein of 436 amino acids. The transcript is spliced from 2 exons.